Messenger RNA from Symbiodinium sp. CCMP2592, 6513 nucleotides. The record is from the annotation of a GenBank genome assembly. NCBI's taxonomy places the organism in Eukaryota, Dinophyceae, Suessiales, Symbiodiniaceae.
AUGCUUGCCGUAAAUCCUUGCCUGACAGGACCCGACAGGGUGGGUCAGCUGGGCAGCUUCUUCUCCAGCUUGAAGGCGUCCGGCGUGCGGUUGAGCAUCAUCACGAAGGGCAACGUGGGGGCCUGCAGAUACCUCCUGGAGCACGAAGGGCUGCUGCAACAUUUCGAGCAGGUCUUUGGGAUGCUCGGGCAAUUCUACGGCGAGUCAGACUUCGAUCGAGCCAACCCGGAGCCAUCGCCACUGGAAGGCAGCUCCGACUGCGAGCUGCGUGAGUCCAAGGCGAAUCUCAUCCGCAGCUUGAUGUCUCGAGAGUCCUUGGCGGUGGAGGAAGCGUGCUUGGUGGAGGACGACGCCCAUGAGAUUGCAUCUGUUCAGGGCAUCUGUCGCAGCGUCUUCGUGGCGGAGAGGCGUGGGAUGACAGGGAGCGAAAUGAAUGAGCUGCGAAGCUUUGCCGGUGCGAUGGCUGCAGAUGUGGUGAAGGCCAAAGCAGUGGCCAAAGUGGUGGCAAAGCCGCAGGUGGCGCCCCCGCCGCCACCAGACGGCUUCAGCGGCAUCUGCAAAGCUGGGGGCGAGGGUGCAUCGCUUUCGAAGGGCCCUGUGCCGCCGGCACCGCCUGUGGGCUUCAGUGGCGUUUUGAAGUCACCACCGGAAGCAGCUGCAAAGCCUGCCGCAGCACCGACGGCAACACCGGCAACACCGGCAGCAGAGGGCACGCAGACAGCUCAGGGCGGCUUGAAGCACGUGUACUUGGAUUUCGACCAGACCAUCUCCACGAUCCACGUCUUCAAGCAGCUCGCCGGGUGGGAACCCGGUGUGGACGCACCCCAUGCGCUGUCUGAGCGAGGGCAGAUCCACCGGCUGAAGAUGUUGAACGCGGGCCUGCAGUACAACUACCAGAGUAGCAAGGGCAUGGUGGUGCCGUGUGCCGCUGGGGCAAAGGGCUCAUCGUGGACGGCAUGUGCUUUGGGAGGACUGAUGUUCUUGCGAGAGUUGGCACUCGUGACAUUCGAGGGACCCGACAGGGUGGGUCAGCUGGGCAGCUUCUUCUCAAGCUUGAAGGCGUGCGGUGUGCGGUUGAGCAUCAUCACGAAGGGCAACGUGGGGGCCUGCAGAUACCUCCUGGAGCACGAAGGGCUCCUGCAGCAUUUCGAGCAGGUCUUUGGGAUGCUCGGACAAUUCUACGGCGAGUCCGACUUCGAUCGUGCCAACCCGGAGCCAUCGCCGCUGGAAGGCAGCUCCGACUGCGAGCUGCGUGAGUCCAAGGCGAAUCUCAUCCGCAGCUUCAUGUCUCGAGAGUCCUUGGCGGUGGAGGAAGCAUGCUUGGUGGAGGACGACGCCCAGGAGAUUGCAUCUGUGCAGGGCAUCUGUCGCAGCGUCUUUGUGGCGGAGAGGCGUGGGAUGACAGGGAGCGAAAUGAAUGAGCUGCGAAGCUUUGCCGGUGCGAUGGCUGCAGAUGUGGUGAAGGCCAAAGCAGUGGCCAAAGUGGUGGCAAAGCCGCAGGUGGCGCCCCCGCCGCCACCAGACGGCUUCAGCGGCAUCUGCAAAGCUGGGGGCAAGGGUGCAUCGCUUUCGAAGGGCCCUGUGCCGCCGGCACCGCCUGUGGGCUUCAGUGGCGUUUUGAAGUCACCACCGGAAGCAGCUGCAAAGCCUGCCGCAGCACCGACGGCAACACCGGCAGCAGAGGGCACGCAGACAGCUCAGGGCGGCUUGAAGCACGUGUAUUUUGAUUUCGACCAGACCAUCUCCACGAUCCACGUCUUCAAGCAGCUCGCCGGGUGGGAACCCGGUGUGGACGCACCCCAUGCGCUGUCUGAGCGAGGGCAGAUCCACCGGCUGAAGAUGUUGAACGCGGACCUGCAGUACAACUACCAGAGUAGCAAGGGCAUGGUGGUGCCGUGUGGAGGAAUGGGACCCGAGAGGGUGGGUCAGCUGGGCAGCUUCUUCUCCAGCUUGAAGGCGUCCGGCGUGCGGUUGAGCAUCAUCACGAAGGGCAACGUGGGGGCCUGCAGAUACCUCCUGGAGCACGAAGGGCUGCUGCAACAUUUCGAGCAGGUCUUUGGGAUGCUCGGGCAAUUCUACGGCGAGUCCGACUUCGAUCGUGACAACCCGGAGCCAUCACCGCUGGAAGGCAGCUCCGACUGCGAGCUGCGUGAGUCCAAGGCGAAUCUCAUCCGCAGCUUGAUGUCUCGAGAGUCCUUGGCGGCGGAGGAAGCGUGCUUGGUGGAGGACGACGCCCAGGAGAUUGCAUCUGUGCAGGGCAUCUGCCGCAGCGUCUUCGUGGCGGAGAGGCGUGGGAUGACAGGGAGCGAAAUGAAUGAGCUGCGAAGCUUUGCCGGUGCGAUGGCUGCAGAUGUGGUGGUGGCAAAGCCGCAGGUGGCGCCCCCGCCGCCACCAGACGGCUUCAGCGGCAUCUGCAAAGCUGGGGGCAAGGGUGCAUCGCUUUCGAAGGGCCCUGUGCCGCCGGCACCGCCUGUGGGCUUCAGUGGCGUUUUGAAGUCACCACCGGAAGCAGCUGCAAAGCCUGCCGCAGCACCGACGGCAACACCGGCAACGCCGGCAGCACAGGGCACGCAGACAGCUCAGGGCGGCUUGAAGCACGUGUACUUUGACUUCGACCAGACCAUCUCCACGGUCCACGUCUUCAAGCAGCUCGCCGGGUGGGAACCCGGUGUGGACGCACCCCAUGCGCUGUCUGAGCGAGGGCAGAUCCACCGGCUGAAGAUGUUGAAUGCGGACCUGCAGUACAGCUACCAAAGUAGCAAGGGCAUGGUGGUGCCGUGUGCCGCUGGAGCAAAGGGCUCAUCGUGGACGGCAUGUGCUUUGGGAGGACCCGACAGGGUGGGUCAGCUGGGCAGCUUCUUCUCAAGCUUGAAGGCGUGCGGCGUGCGGUUGAGCAUCAUCACGAAGGGCAACGUGGGGGCCUGCAGAUACCUCCUGGAGCACGAAGGGCUCCUGCAGCAUUUCGAGCAGGUCUUUGGGAUGCGCGGCCAAUUCUACGGCGAGUCCGACUUCGAUCGUGCCAACCCGGAGCCAUCGCCGCUGGAAGGCAGCUCCGACUGCGAGCUGCGUGAGUCCAAGGCGAAUCUCAUCCGCAGCUUGAUGUCUCGAGAGUCCUUGGCGGUGGAGGAAGCAUGCUUGGUGGAGGACGACGCCCAGGAGAUUGCAUCUGUGCAGGGCAUCUGUCGCAGCGUCUUUGUGGCGGAGAGGCGUGGGAUGACAGGGAGCGAAAUGAAUGAGCUGCGAAGCUUUGCCGGUGCGAUGGCUGCAGAUGUGGUGAAGGCCAAAGCAGUGGCCAAAGUGGUGGCAAAGCCGCAGGUGGCGCCCCCGCCGCCACCAGACGGCUUCAGCGGCAUCUGCAAAGCUGGGGGCAAGGGUGCAUCGCUGGCGAAGGGCCCUGUGCCGCCGGCACCGCCUGUGGGCUUCAGUGGCGUUUUGAAAUCACCACCGGAAGCAGCUGCAAAGCCUGCCGCAGCACCGACGGCAACACCGGCAACACCGGCAGCACAGGGCACGCAGACAGCUCAGGGCGGCUUGAAGCACGUGUACUUUGAUUUCGACCAGACCAUCUCCACGAUCCACGUCUUCAAGCAGCUCGCCGGGUGGGAACCCGGUGUGGACGCACCCCAUGCGCUGUCUGAGCGAGGGCAGAUCCACCGGCUGAAGAUGUUGAACGCGGGCCUGCAGUACAACUACCAGAGUAGCAAGGGCAUGGUGGUGCCGUGUGCCGCUGGGGCAAAGGGCUCAUCGUGGACGGCAUGUGCUUUGGGAGGACCCGAAAGAGUGGGUCAGCUGGGCAGCUUCUUCUCCAGCUUGAAGGCGUCCGGCGUGCGGUUGAGCAUCAUCACGAAAGGCAACGUGGGGGCUUGCAGAUGCCUCCUGCAGCACGAAGGGCUGCUGCAGCAUUUCGAGCAGGUCUUUGGGAUGCUCGGCCAAUUCUACGGCGAGUCCGACUUCGAUCGUGCCAACCCGGAGCCAUCGCCGCUGGAAGGCAGCUCCGACUGCGAGCUGCGUGAGUCCAAGGCGAAUCUCAUCCGCAGCUUGAUGUCUCGAGAGUCCUUGGCGGCGGAGGAAGGGUGCUUGGUAGAAGACGACGCCCAGGAGAUUGCAUCUGUGCAGGGCAUCUGCCGCAGCGUCUUCGUGGCGGAGAGGCGUGGGAUGACAGAGAGCGAAAUGAAGGCGCUGAGGCGGCUAGCCGGCCUUCCCGAUGCUGAGCUCAUGGCGAAGACAGGAACAUCCAGAGCCGAGAACGCAGCAGCAGAAAGCCCGGUGACCUUGCCUCCGAAGGCCGUGACAGCGCGUGCGCUCCAGGCUCCACCGGCCCCUGUUCUGGAGAAACCUGCCACGGCGCUCACGAUCGAUCCAAGCUUGCCAGAGACAUCGAAGGUUCAGCACAUCUACUUCGAUUUCGACCAGACCAUUUCCAGGAUCCAUGUCUUCAAGCAGCUAGCUGGCUGGGAGCCGGGCGUCCGCCCGCCCCACGCUUUGUCGGAGAGGGGACAGAUCCACCGGCUGAAGAUGCUGAAUGAAGCCGGCCCCAUCUUCGUCUACGAUGGUCAAGCUGUUCAGGUGGCGGAGACGUCCCAGAGCACAACUGCUUCGUGGACGGCCUGUGCGCUAGGAGGACCCGAGAGGGUGGGUCAGCUGGGCAGCUUCUUCUCCAGUUUGAAGGCGUCCGGCGUGCGGUUGAGCAUCAUCACGAAGGGCAACGUGGGGGCCUGCAGGUACCUCCUGGAGCACGAAGGGUUGCUGCAGCAUUUCGAGCAGGUCUUUGGGAUGCUCGGCCAAUUCUACGGCGAGUCCGACUUCGAUCGUGCCAACCCGGAGCCAUCGCCGCUGGAAGGCAGCUCCGACUGCGAGCUGCGUGAGUCCAAGGCGAAUCUCAUCCGCAGCUUGAUGUCUCGAGAGUCCCUGGCGGUGGAGGAAGCGUGCUUGGUGGAGGACGGCGCCCAGGAGAUUGCGUCUGUGCAGGGCAUCUGCCGCAGCGUCUUCGUGGCGGAGAGGCGUGGGAUGACAGAGAGCGAGAUGAAGGCGCUGAGGCGGCUAGCCGGCCUUCCCGAUGCUGAGUUCAUGGCGAAGACAGGAACAUCCAGAGCCGAGAACGCAGCAGCAGAAAGCAUGGUUACCUUGCCUCCGAAGGCCGUGACAGCGCGUGCGCCCCAGGCUCCACCGGCCCCUGUUCCGGAGAAACCUGCCACGGCGGAAACGGAAACAGCGCUUUGCCACAAAGCGCGGCCUCUCGGCCAGAGCGAAGGGCCGAGCUCUGAAUGGGCCGAGCUCCGCCAGAGCCUUGCUCUCCCGAAGCUCCCAGAGGCGCUCUCGGCAGAGUGCCCUUCGGAUGGCACUGUGCCGCCUAUGCCCUUUGCUCCUGCCGCAGCCGGACAAGGUGAAUCCAUGCUCGGUAGACAGACAACGCUCGCCAAGCGGUGCCUCCACUUGCUCGGCGAAAGCCAAGCGCCAACAAGCCCUGUGAGCCCUGUGCCGUCCUCGCCUCCGUCGCCUCCGUCGGCUCCCUCACCCCGUCGGGUGCUUCGCGCAGGACCCGAGUGGGGAAAUUCAUGGGCCACAGGCUUCGACUUCCAGCCCAGGAGUUCCCACUUCGCCGUUGCGUUCACUCCGGCACCCCGCCAGGGCGACCAGGAACUGAGCGACUCAGGCCUUGCAACAGCGGAAAGACGGAGCUCAAGGAGGCACAGCGAGGUGUCUCGGUCUCCCAAAGUGGACGUGCUGGCGCAGGCACGCAAGACUGCCCAGACGCUGGCCUUGGAGCUUGAAGAGAACUGUUUGAAUGCCGCUGCUGCCGGGAAGAGGCAUGUUGACUGGAGUACUGGAGAUCUCUACGGGCUUGGCCGGGAUGCUGGUGAUGCCCUGCUACGAGAGUUCGCUGCACGAGUGGAGCAGAUGGGCUUUGUCACCGUGGAGUGGUGGCACGGCGAGUCUUUGGGCUGGCGGAUGGAGCCAGGUCCAGCGCUUCCCAGCGACGGUCCCUGGCCAAGGACCUGCGAAACGAAGCCGGUUCCCGUGGAGCGGCGGAGGUUCGGCGCCUGGGCCUACGCGCUGCGACUGCGUGUCGCUUGGGACGCCCCUGCUGCACGCCAGCGCCGCGCGUGCGGCGUGCGCACGACGGGCCCCUCGCAGCAGACAGGAACUCCCGCUGCCUCGGAGCUCCGCCGUGCCUCGGACUUCUCUGUGUCGCCCCGGGUUCGGCCACCGAGUCGCUGCCCGGUGUGCCGGGAUGGCAGCCAUCGGCGAGCAAGGCUGCAGCCGUGCGGCCACCUCUUCUGUCGGCCUUGUGGGAAACGCCUCCUGGGGCGAGCCUGCCUGCGCUGUGGCGUGAUCUGCCGGCAGGUCGAGGACUGCCAGUUUCAAGCCCCAACAUGCGGAGUUGCGGAUGCCCCGAAUCCGGAUGCAGAGACCCUUGUCUGGGGUGCGACGGGCGGGGCCUACUGCCUUCGACCUUCUGUGCGAUCGCCUAUGCGACGCAAGGCCAAGACCGAGGUGGAGAUGCCCGGAUGA